AUGGUAACCACGAGUAUGUUGCAAUCGUUAUCCGAUCUCAGUUCAAAAGCAAUAUCAUCUCAACCCAUAUCUGAUGAAACUACAACUGUUUCAUCGCUUAUUACAACAUCUACGACUACAUCGGCAGCUUUAGUGGGAACACCAAAGCGGACUCAACUUCUUGAUCUGACGACCAAAACUCCACUCAGCCCUACGUUCACAUUGAGAAAACCUCAGGUUAUACCUGUCACAACAGCGCCGGCUGUCAACUGUGAAAGUCAAAAUCAAGUUUUCGAAGAAAAGUCCGAGUAA
Molecule: messenger RNA, 291 nt
Organism: Didymodactylos carnosus
Lineage: Eukaryota; Metazoa; Rotifera; Eurotatoria; Philodinida; Philodinidae
Source: the annotation of a GenBank genome assembly